Penicillium verhagenii is the source of this 1614-nucleotide messenger RNA. RefSeq names its product MDR family MFS transporter. NCBI's taxonomy places the organism in Eukaryota, Fungi, Ascomycota, Eurotiomycetes, Eurotiales, Aspergillaceae. The transcript is spliced from 4 exons. The record is from RefSeq and is a predicted model, not a curated record. Gene Ontology annotation, molecular function: transmembrane transporter activity. Gene Ontology annotation, biological process: transmembrane transport. Bases 1 to 1614 code for a protein of 537 amino acids.
AUGGCAGACAGCUCAAGCUCACUGAAGGAUUGUCACAAUGACGAAUGUCGAGAUGACAUCCCCUUGAAAGAGUCAGGAUGCAGUGUCAUGAGUGAAGAUGAUGAGGCGACGGAAUACCCAUCCACAAUCCAAUUCAUUCCUCUACUUAUAGGACUUUGCCUUCAAUCAUUUUGCACCGCGCUGGAUAAUACGAUCCUCGCAACAGCUGUACCCAAGAUAACCGAGCAAUUCAACUCCUUGGAGGACCUAUCUUGGUACGCAAGCGCAUACCUUUUGACGUCGUGCGCCGUCACUCUUCCCUUCGGCAAAAUAUACACCUACUAUUCCACGAAAUGGGCGUACAUCAUCGCCCUCGCACUAUUCGAGAUCGGAUCUUUAGUGUGCGCCGCAACACCAACAUCCAAGGGACUGAUAUUCGGCAGAGCGCUUGCAGGGAUUGGAUCGGGGGGCUUGUCCCCAGGUGCAUUGUUGGUCCUUGCCAAUAGUGUACCCCUCCAUCGGCGGGCUCUUUAUUUUGGGAUUAUUGGGAGUACGAGUGGGAUUGCAACUGUCACUGGGCCACUACUGGGUGGAUUAUUGACCGAUCAUCUAAGUUGGCGAUGGUGUUUCUAUAUUAACCUUCCUCUUGGCGCGAUCACGGGCGUCUUUAUUUUCAUGUUUUUCAAGGAUGUGAAACCCAGCAAAACGAUCGAGACCGGCAAAUUGAACAAGGUGAAGCGCAUGGAUCCUUUCGGAAUCCUUUUGUUCAUCCCCGGAAUUAUAUCCCUUCUCCUGGCCCUGCAAUGGGGUGGCACAAAGUAUGAAUGGGCGAAUGUGCGCAUCGUUAUUCUCUUCGUUUUAUUUCUGGUGCUUACCAUUUGCUGGUGCUACGUCCAAUACCGAAGACAAGAGGAAGCUACCGUUCCCCCUCGUCUACUGAAGAACCGCAACGUUCUUGGCGCAGUCAUCCAUGCGAUGUUCAUCGGGGGUUCAUUCUUCGUGUUCGGGUACUACGCAAUUGAGCAGGCCUCCGCAUCCGAGUCCGGAAUCAACAAUCUCCCAAUGGUUGUAUCGAUGAUCGUCUGUUCAGCACUUGGAGGUCUCCUCGUGAAUUUGAUUGGCUAUUACACCCCCCUCAUGUACCUUGGCAGUGCACUACUCACGAUCGGAUCCGGUCUCUGUACGACAUUUCAAGUUCACACAGGAAGCGGGUUGUGGGUCGGUUACCAGGUCAUCAUAGGCAUCGGCGCAGGGGUAGGGUUCCAGCAGUGCAUCAACUGCCUGCAAACCGUUCUACCGUUGGAGGAUAUCCCCAUAGGAAUCGCGAUCAUUACAUUUGCGCAAAGCCUAAGUGGAGCAUUGUUCAUUUCUAUCGCUCAGACCGUUUUCCAAAACCGACUGGUGGCCAGUAUCGCCAAGUACGCCCCAACGGUUAAUCCGGCGGCUAUUAUUGAAGCUGGGGCGACCCAUCUCUCUAACAAGGUCCCCAGGAAGGCCCUUCCAUCUGUGUUGUAUGCUUAUAAUAUUGCAGUGACGCAGACGUUUUAUGUGUCUCUUGCUGCUGCGCUUCUUUCGUUUAUUGGAGCUGGGCUCGUUCAGUGGAAGUCAAUGAAAAAGCCGCAGAAAUAUGCAUAA